Molecule: messenger RNA, 1692 nt
Organism: Chenopodium quinoa (quinoa)
Lineage: Eukaryota; Viridiplantae; Streptophyta; Magnoliopsida; Caryophyllales; Amaranthaceae
Product: rho GTPase-activating protein 3-like
Exons: 5
Coding region: 1-1428 (475 amino acids)
Biological process (GO): signal transduction
Molecular function (GO): GTPase activator activity
Source: RefSeq, a predicted model, not a curated record
AUGACCCUUUUAUUCCGAUCCAAGUCUUGUCGACUCGGGUGCGACUCAGUUGACUCGCCCCCGAGUUCCUCUGUUUGGGAAGAAGAAGGAGAAGAAACAGAGGAAGAAGAAGAAUGGAAUUAUGAAGAUGAAUUUGACCCAAUAUCAACGCCAUUAAUAAGCCCAGGUUUUGAUAAAAAUGGUAGGAGAGAGAAUGGAAAUGGAAAUGGAAGUGGGCAGUUUCCAAUUCUUACGUUUAUGGCGGCGGCACUUAGAAAAUCACUGUUAAUGACUUGUAGUGUUGAGAGAGAAGAUAAUGAUGUUUCUUCCUUGGAAAUUAGUUGUCCAACAAAUGUUAGGCAUAUUUCUCAUGUUACUUUUGAUCGUUUUAAGGGAUUUCUGGGUUUGCCUGAUGAAUUUGAGCCUGAUAUUCUUCAAAGGGUUCCUAGUGCAAGUGCGAGUGUAUUUGGUGUGUCUCCUCAGUCAAUGCAAUGUUCUAUUGAUGAGCGAGGGAAUAGUGUGCCGAAUAUACUUCUUAUGAUGCAAAAGCGCCUAUGCGAGGAAGGAGGCCUUCAAGCUGAAGGAAUUUUUCGAAUCACUGCUGAAAAUAGCCAUGAAGAGAGUGUUCGGAGUCAAUUAAACAAAGGGGUAGUUCCACAAGCAAUUGAUGUCCAUUGUUUGGCAGGAUUAAUAAAGGCCUGGUUUAGAGAACUGCCAAAAGGAGUGCUUGAUUGUCUUACACCAGAACAGGUAAUGCACUGCAAUACAGAAGAUCAGUGCACUCAACUUGUAAAAUUGCUUCCGCCAAUGGAAGCUGCACUCCUUGACUGGGCCAUCAAUUUGAUGGCAGAUGUCGUGCAGUAUGAACAUCAUAACAAGAUGAAUGCACGGAAUAUUGCCAUGGUCUUUGCGCCAAACAUGACUCAGAUGGCUGAUCCAUUGACAGCAUUGAUCCACGCCGUACAAGUGAUGAAUUUCCUCAAAACAUUGAUUGUGAAAACCGUCCAAUCAAGAGAAGACGCUGCAGAGAAUGCAAGGAUGUUGUCAUCAUGUUCCGACACCUCAAACACCCCUACCAGCAAUCCCCACAAAUCCGUUUCAAUAGGAGAAAUGAUUUUUGAGAAGGACAACACAGCAAGUUCUUGUAAUCAAGUGCACAGCAAAGAGUUUACGAGAAGUGUCACUUUAGACCGACUAGAGUUCAGUCCUGAAAGAAAACAUCGAAAAUCUCAAAAUAAGAACAUUGAAGAUAAAUCAUGUGGCUCAAAUGCUCGUGACAGUUCUCCUGUUAUGGUUGCCGAGUCUGAAGAUGAAGAUAGAGAAGUGGAAGGGAUAUUGGAAAGAUUAAACUUCAAAAAGGGGGUGAAAAAACUUUGCAGGCAUCCUGUUUUCCAGUUGAGUAAACCUACCAAAAAAACAGCUGAAGUUGGGAUUGUAAAUAGUAGAUGAGAGACAAUAAUCACUACUCAGUAUAGUGUGUGACCAUGACAAUAUAUCUUACUGUAGGAUUUGCGUACAAAAUUCUUUAAUUUGUGGUGCUUUCUUCUAGUUUCAUUUUUUGUGAGCUUGUUUCCAGUAGGAUCUAACCCAAGGGUUUUAGGUUAAUAAUCUUAGUUCAUACUACUGUGUUGUAACCUGGUUGUUCCAUCAUACUUGUGAUUUUUAUUACAUAUUAUAAUCAAUAACUGUUUAUCAGAAUUAUAUUUUCUUUUA